Messenger RNA from Hyphopichia burtonii NRRL Y-1933, 1662 nucleotides. It is a transcript of the gene HXT5, whose product is annotated as Hxt5p. Gene Ontology annotation, molecular function: myo-inositol:proton symporter activity. Gene Ontology annotation, cellular component: membrane. The transcript has a single exon. NCBI's taxonomy places the organism in Eukaryota, Fungi, Ascomycota, Pichiomycetes, Serinales, Debaryomycetaceae. The record is from RefSeq and is a predicted model, not a curated record. The coding region runs from base 1 to 1662 and encodes 553 amino acids. Gene Ontology annotation, biological process: transmembrane transport.
AUGAGUCUUAUGGAAACAAAAGGGACUGAAGAGUUUUCUUCAGAUAUAAGUGAUCAUGAAAAUCAAGAGAUUAAACAUGACAAAACUUUUAAUAAGUUGGAUAAUUUGAAAUUAAAUCAAGAUUAUGAUUUUGAUAAAGAAUUUGCAGAAUUAGAAGAAAUGUCCAAGGUAGCUAAACUGAAAAGGACCUUAUUACAAAGAAUUACCGGGCUUGAGGUUGAGGUUAAUUUUAAAAAUAAAUCUCAUAUGGUUUGGUUAAUGGGUGGUUUCGCUUCUGCUGCCGGUAUGUUAUCUGGUUUGGAUCAGUCCAUUAUUUCUGGUGCUUCAAUUGGUAUGACUAAAUCUUUACAUCUUAAUGAUCAUGAAAAUUCUUUGAUAUCUUCUUUAAUGCCCUUGGGUGCUGUUGGUGGUUCUUUAAUCAUUUCUCCUUUGAAUGAAUAUUUGGGCCGUAAAUUCUCAAUCAUUGUUUCUUGUAUUUGGUAUACCAUUGGUGCUGCUAUUUGUGCUGGUGCUCGCUCUCAUCAUAUGUUAUACGCUGGUCGUUUUUGUUUAGGGGUUGGUAUUGGUAUUGAAGGUGGGGUUGGGGUUUAUCUUGCUGAAUCCGUUCCUGCUAAUGUUAGAGGUAAUAUAGUUUCUUUAUAUCAAUUUAAUAUUGCUCUUGGUGAAGUUAUUGGUUAUGCAGUUAGUGCAAUGUUUUUCGAAGUUAAAGGUGGUUGGAGAUUUAUGAUGGGUUCAUCUUUAGUAUUUUCAACUUUAUUAUUCAUUGGUAUGUUUUUCUUACCUGAAUCUCCAAGAUAUUUGGUUCAUAAAGGUCGUUAUGGUGAAGCUUAUGGUGUUUGGAAACGUUUAAGAGAUAUUAAUCUUGAUGAAAAUAAAGCUGAAUUUUUAGAAAUGAGAUAUGCCGCUUUGCAAGAAGAGGAACGUAAGAAAAAUGAAACUACAAUUCAAUUAUGGACCGAUUUAUUCAGAAUUCCAAGAAAUCGUCGUGCUUUAUUUUAUGCUUUCAUCAUGGUUGGUUUAGGUCAAUUAACUGGGGUUAAUGCAGUUAUGUACUAUAUGUCAACUUUAAUGGCUAAAAUUGGUUUCGAUACUAAAAAUUCUGUGUUUAUGAGCUUAGUCGGUGGUGGUUCUUUAUUAAUUGGUACCAUUCCUGCCAUUUUAUGGAUGGAUAGAUUUGGUAGAAGAGUUUGGGGUAUGAAUAUCGUUGGUUUCUUCAUUGGUUUGGUUCUCGUUGGUGUUGGUUAUCUUUUCGAUCCAAUUACUCAAAAAGCUGCCGCCGAAGGUGUUUACCUUUCUGGUAUUGUAUUAUAUUUUAUGUUCUUUGGUGCUUAUGCAACUUUAACUUGGGUUAUUCCUUCUGAAUCAUUUGAUUUGAGAACUAGAUCAAUCGGUAUGUCUGUUUGUACUUGUAUGGUUUAUGUUUGGUCCUUCACAGUUACCUACAAUUUCACUGAAAUGCAAAAAGCAAUGACUUACACUGGUUUGACUCUUGGAUUCUACGGUGGUAUUGCUUUCUUGGGUUUUAUUUAUCAAGUUAUUUUCAUGCCUGAAACUAAAGAUAAAACUUUGGAAGAAAUCGAUGAUAUUUUCUCCAGAUCUUCAUUCUCCAUCGCUGGUGAAAAUAUCAGAAAUAUGAAAUCUUUCUGGAGAAAGAAAGAUUAG